This is a messenger RNA of Prunus mume (Japanese apricot), 1416 nucleotides long. The record is from RefSeq and is a predicted model, not a curated record. NCBI's taxonomy places the organism in Eukaryota, Viridiplantae, Streptophyta, Magnoliopsida, Rosales, Rosaceae.
AUGUCCCUUCCAAUGUUUUCAAAAGUAGUUCUGUUGUUGUUUCAUGUUGUGGUUGCUAACUCUCUAUACUCUUUGCAGCAGCAGCAGCAGCAGAAGCCAUCUUGCCAUGAUGAAGAGCUCUCUGCCUUGCUACAAUUCAAGAAAAGCUUUAUCAUUACAAAAUCUGCUUCAGGUUAUAAUGGCUCCUACCCAAAGGUUUCAUCAUGGAAACGAGCUGAAGAAGCUUACACCUCCUGCUGCUCAUGGGACAGCGUUGAGUGUGAUGUGCAGACGGGUCAUGUGAUUGGCCUUGAUCUUAGUAGCAGUUGUCUCUAUGGCUCUAUCAACUCUAACAGCAGCCUCUUCCUUCUUGUUCAUCUUCAGAGACUAAACCUCGCUGAUAACCGCUUCAAUUACUCUCAAAUUCCUAGUAGGAUUAGCAAUUUGCGAAGGCUUACUUAUCUCAACCUCUCUGCCUCUGUCUUUUCUGGUCAUGUCCCGUCCGAAGUUACACAGCUGUCCAUGUUGUCAUCCCUUGAUCUCUUUCUCAACCUCGAUGGCUUUUCUGGUGAAAAUUUGUUGAAAAUGGAUGCAUCCAAUAUGAGAAGCCUGGUUCAGAACUUAACUAGUCUAGAAAAGCUCUCUCUCAAUUUCAUUAAUAUAUCUUCCGCGGUACCAGAUUCCAUUGCAAAUUUGUCCUUCUUGAAAUCUCUCACCCUAAGAGAUUGUGGGGUUUUUGGUCAAUUCCCCGCAGGAGUUUUCAAGUUACCAAACUUGAAAAUUCUUAGCCUGAGAUUUAACCAAGAUCUCACUGGCUAUUUGCCUGAGUUCAAUCAAAGUAGUCCUCUCAUGGUACUGAAAAUUGCAGGCACUAGUUUUUCUGGGAAACUACCUUCUUCGAUCGAAAAUCUUGGUUCAUUGAAUGAGUUAGAUGUGGGUUCAUGCAGUUUCUCAGGCAUCGUUCCCUUUUCACUUGGUAAUCUUAGGCAGCUCAAUUAUGUUGACCUUUCAUUUAACAAGUUCAACGGUCCAAUCCCCACUUCAUUGGCAAACCUUACUGAGUUAACCCAUCUGUUACUUUCUAAUAAUAACUUUAGUGCCGGUGCUUUGUCUUGGCUUGCUAAGCAAACGAAACUUAAUGAUGUAUACCUGGAAAGCAUCAAUUUGAGUGGUGAUAUCCCAUCUUCUCUAAGAAACCUCACCCAACUCACUCGUCUUAAUCUUCCCAAAAAUCAUUUAACUGGUCCGAUCCCAUCUUGGCUAGGUAACCUUACCAAGCUAGUUGACAUAUAUCUUAGUCAAAAUAAGUUGCAUGGUUCACUUCCCGAGUCAAUAUACAAUGUCAUGAAUCUCCGAAACCUUUUGUUAGAUGAGAAUAAUUUAAGUGGAAUAGUGGAGUUUGACAAGUUGCUUAACCUACGAAAUCUCAUCCGAUAA